AUGGAAACAAGCACGGUAAAAGUUGAACAAGAUGAUGAAAUACAUGGUGAUGUCAGCCAUGCACAAAUAAAAAUUGAAGCAAAGGAAAUAAAACAAGGUGAAAGUGGUGAUGAACAAGAAGACAAAGAACAACAUUGCCCUGAUACCUCACAGACUUUAUCUACUGAAAACGAGGAAGAUUAUGGAAUUCUGUUUUCACAGUAUACUACAACACUCUAUGAUGCAGCUAUGGAAGCUGUUACACAAAGCAUACUUACCAAUAAAAAUAUCAGCAAUCGAAAAAAGUCCCCAGCUUGGAACCAUUUUUUCAUUUCUCCACGAGACAGUACCAAAGCUAUAUGCAUGUACUGUAUGAAAGAAUUUAGUCGGGGCAAAAAUGAAAAAGACCUCAGUACAAGUUGUCUCAUGAGACAUGUAAGAAGGGCACACCCUAGAGUACUUGCCUCUGAAAAUGGAAAUUCAUCUGGUAUGUCAUAUUCUCCUCCCACAUUAGUUCUACCUCUGCAGCCUCCAGAUAAUGUGGACACUAUCACACAUACAAAAGUGAGGAAACCUGCAACAAAGAUUUCUCCAGAAAAGGUUGUGGAUGAGCCUUCAUCCGUUAUUUCUUCAGAUGAAAUUUCUUCAGACUUGUCAAUAUCUGAAAAAAAUGGUAAGGAAGAUGUUUCUGCUUCUCCCUCUGCUCUACCAAACAGCCAGUCUGAUGAAAGUGCAGAAAAUACAACAGAGAAACCGGUUUCAAAUCCCAAAAACUCCUCUGGCUCUAGAAGAAGAUCUGCUGUCUGGAAACACUUUUAUUUGUCUCCACUGGAUAACUCAAAAGCUGUUUGCAUCCACUGCAUGAACGAAUUUAGCAGGGGCAAGAAUGGAAAAGAUUUGGGCACUAGUUGCUUAAUAAGACAUAUGUGGCGGGCUCACCGUUCUAUAGUUUUGCAAGAAAAUAGUGGAGGCACGAGUUUGCCACCUCCUUAUUCUGUUCCUCCUACUCUCUUGCCAUCUCUUUUACCUGCAGAUGGAGAGGUUGCUUCUGCUGCUGCAUCUCCAGGGAAAAUGGGAAAAGACCCCAUUUCUGUACCUCCAUCUCCUGAUAGGGGAUCAGAAGAUUUGCAGUACUGUACUUCUAAUGGUGACUUAAUUAUUGAUGACGGAACACAAGUCCUGCAUUCUUCAGAAAAUGUGGGUGAAGCUUUCUGUUCUGGAAAAAGAAAGCCUAGUCAUAGCUCACCAGGAUAUGAAACACCUGUCGUCCCUCAGCAAAACAAAAAAGCAAUGAAAAGGUUAAAAUCUGAAGUUUGGCUUCACUUUACCUUAUCCCCAAAUGAUAAUUUAAAAGCUGUGUGUAGGUAUUGUAACUGCACGAUUAGCAGAGGUAAGAAUGGAGAUUUCGGAACUAGCUGUUUAAUGAGACAUCUUUAUAGGCGGCAUCCAGAAAUCGUUUUAAACCAAAAAAGUUUUGACGUCAGUCUAGCUAAUUCUCCAUAUGCUACAUUAGCAUCUGCAGAAUGCUCAUCCUCAAAAAUGACAGAUUUGUCAACUGUUGCAGUUCAUGAUAAUCAGGUUGUUUUUCCCUCAAAUAGUAAGAAGACCUCAAAACUGUGGAAUCACUUUUCAAUUUGUUCUGCAGAUUCAACUAAAGUAAUAUGUAUGCACUGUGGACGCACCAUAAGCAGAGGGAAGAAACCAACCAAUUUAGGCACCAGUUGUCUUUUGAGACACUUGCAGAGAUUUCACAGCAAUGUGUUACAUACCAAUGGUGUUUCAGAAGCCUCACCAUCUGCUGAUGUACAUUUGCCAGUAAAUUCUGGUUUAUCAGUCUCCUCUUUUGAUGAAACCAAUGAUAAAUUUAGUGACUCUCAUCCUGUUGCCAAAAAAAUCACAAGUCUUGUAGCCGAAAUGAUUGCACUUGAUCUUCAACCAUACUCGUUUGUGGAUAAUGUUGGUUUCAACAGACUUCUUGAAUACCUUCAACCUCAAUAUUCAUUGCCACCCUCUUCUUAUUUUUCUAGGACAGCUAUUCCUGAUAUGUAUGAAAAUGUGAAACACAUAAUUGUGUCCCACCUAAAAGAAGCUGAGAGUGGUAUGAUACAUUUUACAGCAGGAAUCUGGAUGAGCAGUCAGACACGGGAAUACUUAACACUUACUGCUCACUGGGUUACCUUCGAUUCCUCUUUUAAGCCACACAAUGAAGACUACCACUGUUCUGCACUUCUGCAUGUUUCCCAGAUUGACUGUGAUUAUAAUGGUGUCAGUGUUCAAAAACAUCUAGAAUACUUGUGGGAGUCCUGGAUUACCUCAUUUGGGCUUCAGAUAGGCAUCACUGUUACUGAUAAUCAUAGCAUAGGGAAAACAUUGAAUGAAAAUGAACGGUCAAGUGUCGAGUGUUUUGGCCACACUGUUGAUCUUAUCGUAAAUGAGGCCAUUAAGAGUCAAAGAAUGGUUCAAAAUCUGCUUAGCAUUGCAAGAAAAAUUUGUGAGCGUGUUCACAGAUCAACAAGAGCAAAGGAGAAGCUAGCAGAACUCCAAAGAGAGUAUGGAUUACCUCAGCAUCCACUGAUUCAAGAUGUACCAUCAAAAUGGAAUACUUCUUUUCAUAUGUUGGAACGGUUAAUUGAACAAAAAAGGGCAAUUGAUGAGAUGUCAAUCGAAUGCAACUUCCGGGAAUUGAUAAGCUGUGACCAAUGGGAGGUUAUGCAGUCUGUGUGUCAUGCACUAAAACCCUUUGAAGCUGCCAGUAAAGAAAUGAGCAUGCACACAGCUACUUUAAGUCAGGUAAUUCCAAUGAUUCAUAUACUUAACCGAAAGAUUGAAAUGUUGUUCGAGGAGACAAUGGGGAUAGACACCAUGCUAAAAUCACUUAAGGAGGCUAUGGUUUGUCGCCUGUCCUCCACACUUCAUGAUCCAAGAUAUGUAUUUGCAACACUCUUAGAUCCUCGGUACAAAGCAUCCUUAUUUGCUGAGGAGGAAGCCGAGGAGUACAAACUAGGAUUAAUCAGGGAACUGGAAAUACUUAAUUCUACCUCAGAUGAUGCUCCUGUUCUUAAUGGGUGUAAUAAACAUUCUCCUAACCACAAAGAGGACAAUAUUUGGUCACUCAUGGCCAACAUUAAAAAGUCCAAGAAUUUAAAAGAGAAAUUGCCUGAAGAUAUUGUGUUGGCAUACUUAGAAGAAGAAGUACUUGAGCAUAACUGUGAUCCACUCACUUACUGGAAUUUGAAGAAAUCCUCAUGGCCAGUUCUCUCUAAACUGGCAGUCCGAUUUCUUGGCUGUCCACCUAGCAUUGUUCCAUCAGAGAAGCUUUUUAACACCUCAAAUGACAGUGCAAGUUUUAACCAAACUAGACUAAUGAUGGAACAUUUUGAGCAACUAAUAUUUUUAAAGGUUAAUCUCCCUCUAAUAUACUUUCAGUAUUGA
Molecule: messenger RNA, 3411 nt
Organism: Staurois parvus
Lineage: Eukaryota; Metazoa; Chordata; Amphibia; Anura; Ranidae
Source: the annotation of a GenBank genome assembly